AUGUGGACUUCAAAGAAAUCUCCACCAAGACUUUUGGAUGAACCACUACUUGAUCCAGCAUAUGUUAUUCAACAAGGCGUUGAAAGUGCUAAAGAAAAGGAUGCUGAAGGCGUUGCUCACACAGAUUCAAGUGAUGCUGAUGAUGAAUCAACUGAUACAGAGUCUGAGAUUGAUAAGUCAAAGAUUAGUGUUGGAAAGAUUACGUUGAAAAAGAAGCCUCAGAAGAAGAAGAAGAAGAAGAAGAAGAAGGGUUCUGAUGAAGAGGAUGAGACGUAUAUUCCUACACCACAAGCAGAGAAAAAGAAAGGUGUUCUGAAACGAAAAGCAAACCCUCAAGGUGUUAUUUCUAGGAGGGUUAGAGCAAGAAAGGGAUCUGCAUCGGUUCCUAAGAUUCAAAGUGGCAAAAGUGAGAAGCAUGUUAAAACUUCAAAGGGUCCUCAAGCUGACAAAGAUCAAAAUGUUGAAGCUUCUGAAGUUCAACAAGUUCAAAAUACUGCAGAGGUUCAAAGUGUUGAAAAGAAUGUUGAAAAGAAAGCUGGUGAUGAUGAUGAAGUUGUUAUUACUGGUGAAAGAGUAUCUACACCACCACCAGAAAAUCCAACCAUUCAUAUUCCAGAUGAUGCAGAGAUGUCAAAACCAAAGAAAACUACUCCUCCUGGCUUAUUUGAAGGUUUUCCUAAUAUUCAUGGUGAAUUCAAGGAUGAUAUUCUUCCUGAUGAAGACUACGACAUGUUUCAUGAUGCAAAGAUCAAAGAUUUGUCAAAGAAAGUAAGUCUUCUGGAGAAAGAGAAAGCAAAAGCUGAAGCUGAGCAUGACGAGUUGAAAAAGCAGCUUGAGAAGACUGUGGAAGUAAAUGAAGAAAUGAAGUCAGUCGUAAAUGAUCAUGCUGAAAGAAUUGAUGCAUUGACAGAAGAUCUGGCUGAUAAUGCUAAACUCAUUGAUCAACUCACUACAGAUCUUGCUGAAGUGAAUGCAGAGUAUGAGAACCUGAGAGAAACAAGCCAGACACUGCAUCAAAUGUUAGAUGAUCUUCAUGAAGUGUCUUCCAAUGAAAACAAAGUGUUAAAGCUGAAAAUUGAAGCUUUGAGAGCAGACAAAGCUGUGAAAGACGAGCAGCUGAACAUGUUAUACACAAUUCAAAGGGUUGAAGAAAGACGAGCUCAGUGGGAAAAAGAGUUGGCUGAGGCAGCAACUCAAAAGAAGAAAGACUUGAUUAUUGAAACUCAAGAAGCUGGAGGUUCUUCAAGUCAGCCUGCAAGUAAUGAUGUUGAAAUGGUAGAUGCCGAAGUAGAUCCUCUACAAAGCUUUGUACUGGUUGGUGAAGCUCUCUCACGUCCAUACAACUUGAAUGAUGUGAUUCGUAUGAUAAAAGUUGAACAAAGAAAAGGAAAUGUUAGAGCAGUUGAUGUAAAUCUUUUGUGUUAUAAAGAAGAUAAGGAGGUUAAUGAAGAAGAGGAAGAAGAAAAAGAUGAGGAGUUAGAGCGUAUUCUUGAAGAUAUUGAUAACUAUCCUGAAGGUAAUGAUGAUGAUGAAGAUCAAGGAGCAACAGGGUUGCUGAUGGUAAAGCCUUCAGUCCAACAAUCGUUGGAUGAUUUUCUUAAUGAUGAAAACAAUGAGAGCAGGAGGAUUGACCAAGUCUCGAGUAUGGUAAACUCGGAUAAGAUAACCAACAGUCGCGAUAUUGAUGAUGCGACACAUGCUAAUGAUGCUACAAUUGUGAACCUCAAUAUUAACAGAGAUGAUCUCCAAGCUUUGAUUGACGCAGCUGUUGGAAAAGCUAUGAGACAGGUCAUGAAAAAGUUCAAGGAGCCCAAUGCUACUUGCUCCAAAUCCCAUUUAAAACGAUACUCCUUGCUCAUGAGAAGAAUUUUGUUCAUGCCUCGAAUGCGAAGGAUGGACUGA
Messenger RNA from Helianthus annuus (common sunflower), 1902 nucleotides. RefSeq names its product eukaryotic translation initiation factor 5B-like. The transcript is spliced from 5 exons. The record is from RefSeq and is a predicted model, not a curated record. Bases 1 to 1902 code for a protein of 633 amino acids. Lineage: Eukaryota; Viridiplantae; Streptophyta; Magnoliopsida; Asterales; Asteraceae.